This is a messenger RNA of Aspergillus heteromorphus CBS 117.55, 1095 nucleotides long. RefSeq names its product velvet factor family protein. The transcript is spliced from 4 exons. NCBI's taxonomy places the organism in Eukaryota, Fungi, Ascomycota, Eurotiomycetes, Eurotiales, Aspergillaceae. The record is from RefSeq and is a predicted model, not a curated record. Bases 1 to 1095 code for a protein of 364 amino acids.
AUGUACGCUCUGGACGACCGGACGCACACGGCACCAGCUCCACCACCUCCUCUCUCGAUGGAUCGGAUCCCCCCUCCAUCGUCAUCAUAUCCCACUCCGGGCUCCGCCGGGCCCGUACCGCCCGCCGGCGCGAUGGCUUCAUCAAGUCAUCUAGCACCGCUUUCCACCGUUCAUGAUGGUCGCAUUUGGUCGCUGAUGGUGGGGCAGCAGCCUGUUCGCGCUCGGAUGUGUGGCUUUGGAGAUAAGGAUCGGCGACCCAUCACACCUCCUCCCUGCAUCCGCCUGGUUGUCAGAGAUGCGCAAACCGAAAAAGAGAUUGAUAUCAAUGAGAUCGAUACGUCCUUCUAUGUACUCAUGGUCGACCUGUGGAACGCUGAAGGUACCAGCGAAGUGAAUCUCGUCAAACACUCUGCCACCUCUCCGUCGAUAUCCACUGCCAUGUCCUCCUCAUACCCGCCGCCGCCGCACAGCGUCUCGCCCUCAUUUCCCCCCUACGCGCCGAACACCUACGGGCAGUCAGUUGGAUACCCUCAGAUAAACAGUUACUACGGCGGCAACCCGCAGCUGCCAUACCAAAACCCAUACCCGGCCAAUCCGCAGGCGCAUUACUACCAACCCUAUUACCCUGGCGGCCAUAUGCCACCUGCCAACAUCUCCCCCACGCAGCCUGUAGCCUCUGGGCCGGGCGGAAUGUUCACACGGAAUCUGAUUGGCAGUCUGAGCGCCAGCGCGUUUCGGCUGACCGACCCCGACAACAAGAUUGGCGUGUGGUUUAUCCUGCAGGAUUUGAGUGUGCGCACAGAGGGGAUUUUCCGUCUCAAGAUGAGUUUUGUCAACGUGGGCACCCAAUCCGGUGACUCGUCCAAUGGGGGGGUGUCCGUGAUCAAUCACGGGUCUGCGCCGGUGUUGGCCUCUGUCUUUUCCGAUCCGUUCCAAGUUUACUCCGCCAAGAAAUUCCCGGGCGUCAUCGAGAGCACGUCGAUCAGCAAAUGCUUUGCCUUGCAGGGGAUCAAGAUCCCCAUCCGGAAGGAUGGGGUCAAGGGACCCCGGGGGCGCCACAGCGAUGGGGAUGAUGGUGGGGAGGACUAUGACUGA